UGAGAGGCACGCAUGUUGGCCCGGAGGCAUUGGCACGGUUUUAGCACAUUAUUAUUCUCAAUUGUGCCUUUUUUUAUUCACGGAGACAUUUUGAAAGCACUGCUACACUGUAUGGCGGUAACAAGGCUCAGCUGGAAACGGUUGGUUCGUCGAGUUUGAUGAAAACGAGGUCGGGAUCAGACCGUUACCGUUAGCCCCUCCUGGCGGAUUUUUGUAGUUAUUUUUUUCUAAAGCUAACAAAACAAGGCAAAUAACAAUGUCGUUGACUGCUUCGUCUGAUUAUUUCGCUGCCGAGUGUCUGGUGUCGAUAUCCAGCGGUCCUGUCCUGCACAGACCCACCCCGGUCGUCCCGGCCAGCCAGCCGGCCACCGUGGGCCUGCUCCCCGGGGAGCCCGACGGGUCGAGCGAGGACAGGGAGGUGCGGGACACGCUGAGGCUGGAGGGGGCGAACAUGAUGGCGGUGGCCGGUAUCCUCACCGACCUGCACGGUAAGUUCCGCCCCAUGUCGGCCUACUCGGAGAGUAGCAACUCCUCGUGCGGUGGAGAGAGCGGUUACACCACGUUGUCCGACCCGACCACCCCUACCAUGACCCCCUCCGCCACCCCGGUCCCCGGACAGCAGCAGCUGAGGGGGGGAGGAGGAGGAGGAGGCGUGGGGGCCCCGCGCUCCCCGGUGAAGCGACAUCAGUGCACUUUUGACGGAUGCGACAGAGUUUACGGGAAAUCGUCCCACCUGAAGGCACAUAUCCGGACACACACAGGUGAGAGGCCCUUCCCGUGCACCUGGCCCAACUGCGAGAAGAAGUUUGCCCGCUCCGAUGAGCUCGCCCGCCACACCCGCACCCACACGGGAGAAAAACGCUUCCUGUGUCCACUGUGUGAUAAGCGCUUCAUGCGCAGCGACCACCUGAUCAAGCAUGCCCGCCGUCAUCCUGACUUCCAGCCUUCCAUGUUGGGACGCAACAAGGGCAUGUCCUCCUCUUCCAGCCCAGUCAUGCACCAUUAGGAUGGUGUGGGUGGGGGUUUCAUGGAAGGAGCACAGAAAGGUCACAGUGGUUUCAAUUAACCAGCAGCAAUCGGAUCCACUGAUUAGAAUUUAGCGUUGCUGUGUUCUACUCAAAAAUGUGCACAUAACACAUGUAUACAAGCUGACACACACACACAGCUGGAUGUGAGGUGGAAGUAGCCUCAUCUCUCCAUCCAUACAAAUGAGUCAUGUGACCACUAUCCACCUGCUCAGCAUAACUAGGGUUGGGUGUAGAGAAUUAUCCAAAUCGAUGAGAACUGGAGAAUAAGAAAUGUGCUUUUCGAUUCCACUUAUCGUUUCCUGAAAGCAAAGUUUGGACCUACGGACCUCGUUUCCAUUGCAGGUUAUGCGAGCGUCAAAGCACGUGUGCUGUGUUGACCGUACGACAGCAGUGAAAUGUAAUCACUGCAUGAAAAUAAAUACAUGCACAGGAAAAAAGGCCGUCUAAUCUGACGACACAUUGACUACAGAAUGGUGGAAGAAUGCAGCAUUUUGGAUGUCCUGAAUCAUGACACAGUGAAAUUACAUAUGUAACCUUUUUAUAAAUGAAAUAGCCAGACUGGAAUGUCUGUUUUUGGUUAAUCCAUUGAACUGAAUACAGUAUAAAUCAAGGUACUUCAUCACAUUGAUGCAAACGUUCUGUAAAACCAGUAAUGCCAGUUAUUGCAAAUCAACACAGUCCUGCUUGUUGCUUUGCAACAUCAUUGCCUAAUACGACCAUAAUGCAAUGCCUCAGAAAGUAAAGACUAAUCAUUUGCUUUAAGCAUGGAACCACAAAGAGUAUUUAUAUUUGUUUUUCUUUUAUAGCCAAAAACAAAUCACAAAAUACGUCAUUUAUUACAUGUUUAUGGCAGCCUACACAUCAUGAAAAUAAACAUGGUUUUUGCUUUCAGCAUACUUUGGUUUCUUUUCUCACUCAGGAUUCGAUUAGAAGGGGAAUCAUGAAGCAGAUUGGAAUCGAUAAAAUGUACCCAACCCUAAAAUUAACCUCAUUAUCUUAAACUGAAACACUUUCACAAAUUGCAGGGAUUUUUCACAUUUCUGUACAAAUCUGCACAUUCAUCAUCAGCCAAAACUCCUCUGUUGUGAUUAAUUUUGUAGAUUGUUGUUGUGCUCUUCAGUACCAUUUCUUUACCAGCACAAUAUUGUGAUGUUAGAUAGCGAGGCAGUGACUAGAAGUCUUUAGGCGUUUUUUUUCCUUUUAACUUUGCUGAUUCCAUAUAAAAGUUUUAGUGGUGACACAUUCCUUCAUUUUUUUAUUGCAUUAGUAAACAUCAUUGAGGCAAUUUGUCAUUUUUUGUAUAUCCAAUUUAAUUAUAGAAUCAAAUAUUCAUUUUGCCAGAAAGUGGAUUAAACUCCACUGUAGAAGAGUUGUUUGUAUGCCAUCCUUAAGCCUAGAUCAGUAUCAUCCAUGAAAUGCUGACACAUAAUACACAGUCGUAUUAUGUCUAAUAUUGAUGCAAAUGUAUAUAAGCUUCAAGCUUUUAAUGUAGAAAAUGCUACUAGCAGCAGAAUUAAUACAUGUGAUGAAUCGUAGUCCUUAUAUUAGGGGUGACAGUAUACGCUUGAUAGGAUGGCAAUGCCUGUGAGUGUCGGUGUGUAUGUGUUUUUAUUUACAUUUUUGUUAGCGACAGAACUGGGAAAAGUGUAUGCAAUGGUAUCAAAAUAUUUUGGGGAGGAUGACAUGAGUUGAGUUUGACUUUCUGCCUGCUGCCUUCAAAGUAAGAGCGUUCACCACACUCCUCAGGGUUGUGGAGCCACACGGCAGAACGCAUUUCAGGAUCAGGUGUGGCAGGUGUUGCUUUACACAGUUUGAGUUUCAGCUGCAGAUAGAACUGAGUCUCACAUGUAGCGUUGAAAAAAAAAUCCUAUUAAUGUUUGUAUGGGAAUCAAAAAUUGGUAUGAAAGUAAUUGAACAUCACCAUUUUCCUUGGAUGGGUCAGUCUGCUCCCAUUUAGAAAAGCUUAUACCACUAAGACUAAGACCUUUUAUUGUGGAGGACAUUUUGACUUGUCAGCAGCAAAAGCUCAGGUGCAACUUCUAAAGUUAAUGAUGGCUCUGUUCUGUGUAGGUGUGUCAUUGAACCAGCAUGUAAUAGCAGGGAGCAGGCACUUGUAAACAGGAUACAGCCAUUCAUGUUAUUGGUCACAUCUGCGUUUGACAAGUCAAAAUGUCCUACGUGAUGAAGAAAUGUUACUAUGUUGAAAACAUGAAGAUCUGAUAAGAACCCGUUCAGUACAUUUGAGAAAACUGGCACCUAAAUAUGCCAGAAAAUUCAGUAAUCCUCCUAUUUCAGGAAUAAUCACUCGAAAACACAUUGUUUUUUUGUUUGUUUGUUUUUUCCUCUAUGUUUCCACACUGUUUGUCCAGCUCAUGGACGUAUUCCUUUAUCUCAGAGAACAACACUUCUUCAGGAAAAUCUGAAAGCCUUAAACUAUGUCAUAACUACUUUGCACCAUGUUUACAGUUGAAUCAAUGUGUAGGUAUAUAUGCCCUCUUGUGGGCUCAUUACAGAUACUCAAUAUGCAAUAUGGCACUUUUUUUCUUGCAGGUGUAUUUGGCUGAAUAGUGUAAUGGCUUGCACUGUUACUAUGCUUCUACAAGCAAGCACUGUGGAACUUUGCUCGGGUGUUGAUAGCCAAUGGUUUGUAAAACUGCCUUUUUGUCCAAGUGCUUUAGAUCGCGUGAUAAACGAACUGGGUAGUUAUUUUUAUCUUUUGUGUGUUUGCUUAGUCAUCCAGGCCAUCUCUCGUUAUGGAAUUUGUGGUUUGUUUGUUUUGUUUUGUUUCUUCUUGAAUGGAACACGCUUAAUUUAUGUUUCCAGAUCUGAUGACUGUCUCCUCUACACUAAAAUCAAAGAGGAAGACUACAGAUGUCUUCCUCAUUUAUCUGUCAAACCACCUACACAAACCAAUUCACUGUCAAUCACAUUGUAAUGGGAGCUGUACAACGCUUUGAAAUUUUGUACACAUUUCUUCUUCAGAGGUUCAAUCUGUUGACGGUUUUUGGUUGCUGCUGGCAGUAACCUUGAACACAUGGACUGUUUAACAAAGGAACACACACGGUAUACCUGUUUUUUAUGCCUUCCAAUGGACAUAUUCCCUCACAUCUCCCCUCACAGAUGGGAGGGUCUCCUCACACAGACUGUCUGGGUCUCAAAGCUAUAAAAUCACAAGAAGAACAUACCUCAGAUGUUUUUUCGGUGUCUGUACAAUAUCCAUCCAACCCGUCGUUCAGAAAUUCCUAUAAAGCCGCAGAGCCUCGGAUUUCAGAAAUAUGUUCAUAUCAGCUAGAUUGUCUGUUGUGUACCUUUGUCUUUAUAUGCAACAUCACUACUACCUGUGUAGCAGUAGAAUUUCCUUUUCCCUGCCUCAAUGAACUUCUGCUGUUAAAUGGACAAUAGCAAUUGAAUCUACUGGCUAAAGCCUGCACCAACAGCCCCAGUCAUUAGAGCCCAGCAGGAGUUUUAGUCACCAAGGGAAAGACUCACUGCUGGCUCGGGCCGAGGCUUUAAAGGGGUAUUAAAAUGUCAAAAAAAGAAUAAAACUAUCAUGUUGACGGUCACUUCACUGCAGAUUUCAAUUGAAAAAGCUCAGUCCAAAUCUAUUUGUUCAUAUCACUGAAUGUGGCUUGAUGACAGAUGAGCAUUAUCCACUCUUGAGUUUUUGCUGCACAGCCUCGCUGUUAAAAAAAGUUGUAAUGCGAUAAUUUCUCGUCACCACACUAAUUCAGAUAUGCACAUUGUACAGAAACGGAUGUUUUUUAAAUUGAUGCCUAAUUUUUACAUUAAUGUAAUUUUUUAAAAAUCCUCUUAUCAAAGCUUUAGUUAAGGAGGAACUGUGGAACUAAAUAAUUGCUGCAACAAGCUGUUUUGAUAUUUAUAUUCUCAGGUGUCUUCAAUUUUGAGCAUUGGAGUUUCAAUAUUUCCUGUUCAACACCUAAGUACAAGCAUGUUUUAUUUCUUUUAUUAUGCCGAUUAAUUUAUUCCAAAAACUUGUAUCAUUUGUGUGGUUUAAUUAUUCUUUUCAUAACUCAUUUUGUGAUAUGGAACAGUACUAAUAUUAAAUGGUUCCAUUGUUUGCUUGACAUGAGAAUACCAGUGCUUUUUUAAAAAUAAAAAACCUUAAGUUGA
Molecule: messenger RNA, 5159 nt
Organism: Chelmon rostratus (copperband butterflyfish)
Lineage: Eukaryota; Metazoa; Chordata; Actinopteri; Chaetodontiformes; Chaetodontidae
Exons: 2
Coding region: 257-1006 (249 amino acids)
Biological process (GO): regulation of transcription by RNA polymerase II
Molecular function (GO): RNA polymerase II cis-regulatory region sequence-specific DNA binding; DNA-binding transcription factor activity, RNA polymerase II-specific
Source: RefSeq, a predicted model, not a curated record